Molecule: messenger RNA, 1178 nt
Organism: Arabidopsis arenosa
Lineage: Eukaryota; Viridiplantae; Streptophyta; Magnoliopsida; Brassicales; Brassicaceae
Source: the annotation of a GenBank genome assembly
ACCUGCCCUCUCGACAAAAUUUCUUCUGUACUUUUCACAUUUCUGUGAAAUCUCUCGGUAGGUUUGUGAAAACCUCGCCGCCGGAAAAAAAAAUCAAUGGAAGGAGGAGGAAGACCAAAUCAAACGAUCCUCAGUGAAAUAGAACAUAUGCCUGAAGCUCCACGUCAACGUAUCUCUCAUCACCGUCGAGCUCGCUCCGAAACCUUCUUCUCCGGCGAAUCAAUCGACGAUCUCCUCCUAUUCGAUCCUUCCGAUAUCGAUUUCUCUUCCCUAGACUUCCUCAACGCUCCACCACCACAACAACAACAACCACAAGCUUCUCCGAUGUCCGUUGAUUCACCUUCUGAAGAAACUUCAUCCAACGGUGUUGUUCCUCCUAACCCUCUUCCUCCGAAACCCGAAGCUCGAUUCGGUCGCCAUGUUCGUAGCUUCUCCGUUGAUUCCGAUUUCUUUGAUGAUUUAGGAGUUACUGAGGAACAAUAUGUUGGGAAAUCUUUAGCUACGAGUUCAGGAGAGAAGAAGAAAGGGAAUCAUCAUCAUAACAGGAGUAAUUCUAUGGAUGGAGAGAUGAGUUCGGCGUCGUUUAAUAUCGAAUCGAUUUUAGCUUCUGUGAGUGGUAAAGAUAGUGGGAAGAAAAAUAUGGGUAUGGGUGGUGAUAGACUUGCUGAGCUUGCUUUGCUUGAUCCUAAAAGAGCUAAAAGGAUUUUAGCGAAUAGACAAUCUGCGGCGAGGUCGAAAGAGAGGAAGAUUAGGUAUACUGGUGAGUUGGAGAGGAAGGUUCAGACACUUCAGAAUGAAGCAACUACAUUGUCUGCUCAAGUCACUAUGUUGCAGAGAGGAACAUCAGAGCUGAACACUGAAAAUAAACACCUCAAAAUGCGGCUUCAAGCUUUAGAGCAACAAGCUGAACUUAGGGAUGCUUUGAAUGAAGCGCUGCGGGAUGAACUGAACCGACUUAAGAUGGCCGCUGGAGAAAUUCCUCAGGGGAAUGGAAAUUCAUACAACCGUGCUCAAUUCUCAUCUCAGCAAUCGGCAAUGAAUCAGUUUGGGAACAACAAGAACCAGCAGAUGAGCACAAACGGGCAGCCAUCACUCCCAAGCUACAUGGAUUUCACCAAGAGAGGCUGAGUUCGUGUCACCUCUAAAUGUUGGAUGAGUUAUAAAUACGUUAUAUUCAU